Scophthalmus maximus (turbot) is the source of this 1420-nucleotide messenger RNA. It is a transcript of the gene msrb2, whose product is annotated as methionine sulfoxide reductase B2. The record is from RefSeq and is a predicted model, not a curated record. Gene Ontology annotation, biological process: response to oxidative stress; protein repair. Gene Ontology annotation, cellular component: cytoplasm. Gene Ontology annotation, molecular function: peptide-methionine (R)-S-oxide reductase activity. The transcript has 5 exons. Bases 231 to 776 code for a protein of 181 amino acids. Lineage: Eukaryota; Metazoa; Chordata; Actinopteri; Pleuronectiformes; Scophthalmidae.
CUUUUAAAGCAGCAGCACUUGAACCUUAUGAUGUUUUCCCCUCACGUUGACAAUCACUAAACAGUGGACGCACCCAGUUCCCUCUGACCUACAUAGCUGCGAGUGUGGUUCUUUGACCGGGUCACCCGACAGCCCCGUAUCAGCCGAGGGGGGACCGGUGCGUAAACAGUCCCGGCGCGGCGAGCGCCUGCUCCUGCCUCCACACAGACCCGACACGGCGGCCAAGUAACAUGUCCCGAUCCGUCGCUCGCCUCUUCGUCGCUGCGGCCAGAUCCUCGGCGCUGCCGAGCAGGAUCCCGCUGUCCAUCCGUCCUGUAUCCACGCGCCCAGGUCUGCGCUCCCUCACCCGUUACGACGAGACCACAGACUGGCAAAAGAAACUCACGCCGGAACAGUUUGUAGUCACCAGAGAGAAGGGGACCGAGGUGCCCUUUAGUGGGAUCUACCUUAACCAUUAUGAAGUGGGGAUGUACCACUGUGUCUGCUGUGACUCUCCGCUCUUCAGUUCAGAGGCAAAGUAUGACUCUGGGACAGGCUGGCCGGCAUUCAAAGAGGCUCAUGGCACAUGGGAGCGGGAUGAAAGCCAUGCCUCCAUCUUACGUCGCCCUGACAACAGCCUGGGCAGUGCGGGAACAGAAGUCCUUUGUAAAAAUUGUGAUGCCCACCUGGGACAUGUGUUUGAUGAUGGACCAGACCCGACAGGUCAGCGGUUCUGCAUCAACAGCGUGGCCCUCGCGUUUCAACCCAGAGUUAAAAACACAUCUGAGGGAAACUGAUGAGCUGCACGGACAACAUGGCCUAAACCGCUGAAAACACACUUACUGUAUAUUUUUCCUUGUGCGGUAGGGUAAGUCGUGUUAAGGAGGCAAGAUCAAGGUCCAGACACCGAGAAAUCAUUUCACCUCCUGACCAACACAGGCUAGGAGGUGAAAGUUCAAAGCUUAGCCUUUGGUGUAAAUUAACUUCCUAGGUUUUUUUUUUGAGCUGAAAGGAACUCUUGCACUAGAGAGAAGACUACAAAUGUGCCAAUCAUAUAUUUGAUUACAUGAUUCACAUAUAAAGUGAAACAGUCACGUCAAUCGAUAAUGAAAAACAUACUUGCCACCUAUUGUGUUUAUUUUUUUUAUUGUUUUGUAAUUUGUGUGCAAAUGAUCAACUGGACAUAUUUGUGUUGUCAAAAAUGUAUUGUCUUAUUUGACUUAAUGUCUGAAAAUGGUUAGACUUAAUACACUGACUUAAAAAGUCUUCUUUUUCUGAAGGGAUUGCAAAACAUGGGAUAUAAUAAACAUUACGGUAUUGCUGCUUCUUUGCAUUUUUCAGUUUGGAGCCACAUGUACAAAUCGAAAAGUUUUCUCUUUCUUUAGUAAUUAUUCAGACCUGACAGAUCUUUUGCUAAUAAAUGCAUAUUUUGUUCUCUGAA